Molecule: messenger RNA, 1146 nt
Organism: Tripterygium wilfordii
Lineage: Eukaryota; Viridiplantae; Streptophyta; Magnoliopsida; Celastrales; Celastraceae
Product: (+)-neomenthol dehydrogenase-like
Exons: 5
Coding region: 141-1037 (298 amino acids)
Cellular component (GO): membrane
Source: RefSeq, a predicted model, not a curated record
UAUAUAUAUAUAUUAUAUGUGUGUGUCAGUGGUGUCAUAGCAUCCGUGUAAAAGUGACCCUGGUUGCUAUGUAUGCAUUUGAGUUUAUAUCAGUAAAAGUAAGUUGAUUUGUUUCUAUUCUCAAACUCAACAUAACAUCCAUGGCGGAAUCAACAAAAAGGUAUGCGGUUGUGACAGGUUCAUAUAGAGGAGUUGGACUUGGAAUAGUGAAGUUGUUAGCGUCUGAGGAAAUCACAGUAGUUUUAACAAGCAGAGAUGAGAAGCGGGGACUUGAAACUAUGGAGAAGCUCAAGGAGGAGUACUCCACCCUCUCUCAAAACAUUGUCUUUCAUCAGCUUGAUGUUACAGACCCUGCUAGUAUUGCUUCUUUGGCUGAUUUUAUCAAAUCCAAAUUCGGAAAGCUUGAUAUCUUGGUGAACAAUGCAUUUUGUAGUGGAGGUAAAGUCAUCGGUAAUCCUAUUCCGGACCCUAAUACGUUACCGGAUGCUUGGUAUAUAGACUCGAGUAAAAUAAUUGAAACUCAUGAGUUAGCUGAAGAAUGCAUCGAAACCAACUAUUAUGGUGCCAAAAGAAUGGUUGAGGCACUCAUUCCCCUUCUCCGGCUCUCUGAUUCACCAAGGAUUGUUAAUGUUUCUUCCAUUGGAGGCCAGCUACAGUACAUGACAAACAAGUGGGCUCUGGAAAUAUUCAGAGACAUCGAAAAUCUUACAGAAGAAAGAGUGGAAGAUGUGUUGAGGGAGUUUCUUAAGGAUUUUGAAAAUGGUGUGAUAGAAAUCAAUGGCUGGCCAGUUAGACCGUCUGCAGCUAAAAUAUCCAAAGCAGCUCUGAAUGCUUACACAAGAAUUUUGGCCAACAACUAUCCAACUAAUUUCUGUAUCAAUUGUGUUUGUCCUGGACCUGUGAAGACUGAUAGGUCCUUGCAUCCAGUAAAUCGAACUAUUGAAGAAGGUGCUCAAGGUCCUGUGAAGUUGGCAUUGCUGCCUAAUGGUGGUCCUUCUGGUCUCUUCUUUACGGAGAAAGGAUUGUCAACCUUUUAACUAGAAAACCAUGAGCUGAUGGUUCAUUUUAGUAGUUUGAUGGUUCAAUCUAUGGAUACUAAAAUAUUAAUUACUAUAAUAUUAUUCCCACUUCACCGGCCGCCACUCA